Molecule: messenger RNA, 6934 nt
Organism: Diachasmimorpha longicaudata
Lineage: Eukaryota; Metazoa; Arthropoda; Insecta; Hymenoptera; Braconidae
Gene: Hip1
Product: huntingtin-interacting protein 1
Exons: 10
Coding region: 776-3655 (959 amino acids)
Biological process (GO): actin filament organization; clathrin coat assembly; endocytosis
Cellular component (GO): actin cortical patch; clathrin-coated vesicle
Molecular function (GO): actin filament binding; phosphatidylinositol-3,5-bisphosphate binding; clathrin light chain binding
Source: RefSeq, a predicted model, not a curated record
UACAUCGGAACUGGCCUAUUCCGGUGUCCCGCCAACACAUAUUAAUUCGUCGUCCCUACGUAGUACUCAUCAGUUCAUUCACACAUUUCAUCCUUCAACGAAUUCGUGUGUCUGAUGAUCAUUCGGUGGCUAUCGGACCAGUUGUACCUUGUUAUCGGCUCAUGUGGGUGGGUCUGGAGUACUUCUGAAUCAUUUUUGAGGACUUUAGAAUCGGAAAAAAACGUGGAACAUCCGCUGAUCAGCAGAAACAUUUGGUGAAUAAAUCAGUUCAAUACUCGAAUUUGGUUAAAGUCCAAUAUCGAGUUGUGAAGUUAUUUCGGGCGUUUGUUUUUGUUUGGAGUGUUGUCGAGGACUCGGGAAAGAGGGUCGAUUCUUGGGAGGGGGUUAUUGGCUCCCGUGGGGAUGUCAGGAAUAUUGUUGACAAUUGGAUAAUUUAUUUUGAGCUUUUUCACGGAUGUUAAAGGUGAUUUGAGGGAUUGUGAGGGGACAUGGCCUCGAUAUCACUCCCGAGGGUUCUGCAGCAGAGGAAGACAUCUCUGGACCUUCAACGUGAGCACUUUGAGAAAUUUCAGUAAUUCGCAUGUGGAUCUAACAGCCGACUAACAAUGACCUGUUGAAUUUUCAAACAGAUCUAAAACCUCACCACGACUUGGAUGACCAAUCUCUAUCGAUUCCACGAUUGAUUGGUUCGACUGCAAAUUUCUAUGAGACUAACGUAAUUGUUGAAGAUUUGUAUUGUCCUUGGGAAAUAUUGGGGUAUUUAUAGCCACUAACCAUGAACAGUGUUCCACCGGCCUCCGGUAAAAUGCUCCAACAACAGAGCAUUGCCAUCUCCAAGGCUGUCAAUCCCACUGAGACACCCGUUAAGGAGAAACAUGUGCGCAGCGCCAUAAUCGGGACAUACCAAGAGAAAAGUGGUACUGUAUUCUGGACAUUUGUCCUGCGUCAGCCCCUGCAGGAGAACCGAAUCGUCGCAUGGAAAUUCUGUCAUGUUCUUCACAAAGUCCUGAGGGAGGGCCAUCCCCGGGUGAUUCCAGACUCCCAGCGUCACAAGAAGAGGCUCGAGGACCUUGGGAAGUUGUGGCAACAUCUACGAGAGGGCUAUGGCAAACUCAUCCACCUGUACAUUCGUCUGUUGAUCACAAAACUAGAAUUUCAUAAUCGAAAUCCAGGGCUACCUGGGAAUCUCCAAGUGACGACAGAAGAGUUGGAGGCGAUCGGUGAAAACGACAUCAACAUUUACUUCCAGAUGUCCGUGGAGAUGUUCGAUUAUAUGGACGAUAUACUGAGCCUCCAGAGAGCAGUCUUUGGCUCCCUCGACCUGUCAAGAUCAAAUUCAAUGACUCCAUGUGGACAGUGUCGACUAGCACCACUGAUACCUUGCAUUCAGGAUGCCUCACAGCUCUACGAUUACUGUGUAAAAAUUCUCUUCAAACUUCAUGGGGCUCUACCUGCUGAUACGUUGCUGGGACACAGGGAUAGAUUCUCCAAGCAGUUCCACGAGCUCAAGACUUUUUAUAAUACUAUUAAACACAUGCAGUACUUUAAGCAUCUCAUCACCAUACCUGGAUUGCCCGAGAAUCCACCAAACUUUUUGAUACAAUCAGAAUUAAGGACCUACGUUACACCAGUCGUUGUUCUACCUCAGGAAGAUCCAAUUGAUAAUGAAAGUACUGUUGACAGUCUUAUUGAUACAUCAGAUACAACGUCCAUAACUGGAGAUCAGUUUGACUCGGCUGGAAAUGGAACUAUUUCUCCAGAGAGUCGUCACGAAAGAGAGCAUUAUUAUGCACAAGAAGCAAUGAUCGAAGAGCACGAGAGACAGAGAGAAGAAUUACAGUUCUUAAUUCGCGAACAUCAGAGGCUGGUUGAGGAUAUGAAGCAACAUAUGAGAAAAGUAGAUCCCGAAAUUGCUCUUAAGGACCAGGAAUUGAUGAAACAACGACACCUCAAUGAUGCGUUAGGCAAACAAAGUGCUGAGUUAAUUCUGAAAGUUAAUGAACUAGAAGAAAAAAAUCGUUUACUGGAUGAGAAGUUUCAAAAGCUGAAGGAAGUUUAUUCCAAACUUCGUGAAGAACAUAUCAAUUUGAUACGAAAGAAAGCAGAAGUGGAUAAACUCCUGGGAUCCACGCGUCUCUCCUUGGAGCAGUCGGAUCGUCGAGCCCAGGAAGUGAACCUGCGCCUGGAGGAACUUCUCCAGGGUCAAGCGACGGCCUCUCAGGAAGCAGAACGAGUUGCCCAAGCUCGCUCUGAACUCGUGGAGGUCCAAACCCAGUUUGACCAGCUGAAGAACGAGAACAUCGCCCUCCUAGCGAAGAUUGAUUUCAUCUCCUCAGAGAAAUCCGUAGCUGAGGGUGACCUCCAUGAUCUUCUGUCACAGAAGGAGGAACUUGAUACAAGAAUAGCUGAGCUCAAUGCAGACCUUGAGAAGACAAGAAUUCAAUCUAAGAAAGAUUCAGACUCGUCUCUAAUCGAGUUGAUCUUGAAUUCCAUUUCGUCAGCGGAGCAACUCCUGGUGACGGCCUCCAUUACUAUCGAGAGUCCCUCCAUUGCGGCCUUGACGUGCACUCCGGACUACCUGGAAACCCAGAAACAUCCAGCCUUGCAAGCCCUCUCAGAUCUGGAUAAGAGCUACAAGAUUUAUCAGGAAAAAUUGACAGAUGGAAAACAACUGAUCAAAGCCUCUAUGAAUUCUGCUUAUCAUCUCUCUCUGUACCUCAUCCACGCUAAAUCCACGUCCAACACCUCCACCGACAUCACGAUGGAUGAUAAAUUAACUGAAGAAUGUAAAAAACUGUCGACAGCUUCGAUUUCACUUCUUCAAAUGAUCAAGAACAAGUCGGAAGCGACUGAGGAUCAGUUCAAUGUGAUCAGGGAUCAACUGGACGUUAUCUCCGGACUAGCUAGUGGCCUUGCUAAGGCUCGGGGGGAUGUGGAGAGGAUCGGCGAUAUGGUGGAGAGCGAAUUGCAGGGAAUGGACAAAGCCAUAGAGGAAGCCGCAGCAAAAAUCCAGGAGAUGUUGAGUAAAUCUCGAGCUGGUGACUCUGGACUAAAACUGGAAGUGAACGAAAAAAUUCUGGACUCCUGUACUGAGCUGAUGUCGUGUAUCAGAAAGUUGGUGAAAAAGUCUAGACUCCUGCAGACUGAGAUCGUUGCUCAGGGAAAGGGAACGGCCUCUGCCAAAGAAUUUUACAAACGAAAUCACCAGUGGUCUGAGGGCUUGAUUUCCGCUGCUAAAGCUAUUGGUAUGGGCGCCAAGUUUCUUCUGGAAGCGGCUGACAAGGUCGUUGGUGGUGAUGGGAAGUUUGAGCAGUUGGUGGUGGCAUCGCAGGGAAUUGCUGCCUCUACUGCACAGCUGGUGGUGGCUAGCAGAGUCAAAGCUGAAAGGAACUCGACAAAUCUUGGGGGAUUGACUCAGGCCAGUAGAGAAGUGACUCAGGCCACUGCUGGAGUUGUGGCAACAGCUAAGAGCUGCAGUCAAAUGGUAGAGGAGAGCGAGGAUCUGGAUAUGGCGGGGCUGAAUCUUCAUCAGGCCAAACGAUUGGAGAUGGAGGCGCAGGUGAGAGUGCUGGAGCUCGAGCAAGCACUGGAGACAGAGCGACUCAAACUCGCUGCCUUGAGGAGGAGACAUUAUCAGUUGGCUGGGGAUAUGUAAAGGUUGGGUUAUUAAAGAGUGGGUUCAUGUUAUGAUAUGGGAAAAAGAGGAAAACGAAGGGGAGAUGGAGAUGUGGAAGAUAAUUUUGUUGAAAAAAUGCUAUCGAUUUUCUGGUGAAAAUUCUGUCAGGUUUUCGAAGGGAAAUUCUGUUGAGUAAAUAUUUCACAGGGAAAGCAAUAGAUUUUGAUUUUAUUAUACGGCUAUAUUGUGAGUUGGUAAACUAGGGUGCGCUGAUUUUUGUUCCAAAAGUUUGGCUUUCGCUCAUCCACUCAUUGAUGAGACCUAAGUUAAUAGAAAAGCGAAUUUUUGCGGAAAAUGCGCUCAUCUCAGUUUAUCAAUUAGAGAAUUUAUCCUAAUGAGAUGUUAUUGAAAAAAAAGAGAAGUAAAGUCGAUUCGAGCCAUUUUACAAUUUUUCUACUGAAUAAUUCAGUACCAAAGUGGUAAAAUGAGGUAAAUUGAUUUAUCUCUGAGUCCAGUUUUGGAGCGAUAUCUCCGAAUCUAAGCGAGAUAGCGAAAUUUUUGUCAUAACAUUUGUUGCAACUCUCAAUUGUCUCCCGAAAAAAGGGUAUGAUGAAAAUGUUGUUACCUCCCCUAGAUUGCGAGAUACUCAUCAAAAACUGGUCAAGAGUCAGAAGUGACUUAUUUCGCUACUGAAUUCAUGUGGAGAAAUUUGAGCAGAAAACGUCUCAAUAAAAAAAGUGGUAUAAUAAGAUUAACUUCUAUUGAUUUUUUCUGUCAAAUAGUUUCGCCAAGAUAUUAGUAGAUUUUUUCUCCUGCCCAGUGAUCAGUAAAAAAUCUUCUGAUAUUUCUGAAAAUGCGGAGAUACAUUUCAUAUUAACACAUAAAUCCAGGGAAAAUGUACAUUUGAUUUAAAUAACAUUCAACUCAAAGUUGUGUUAUUUAAACCAAAUCAGUGGGACUCGAAUGAUUAUAAUGAACAUUUAUUUGAUAUUAUUCAAUUCGGAAUUGAUGUUUCUGUGGGUUUAAUUGUGUGAUUAUUGAGCAAAUGAAUUCCGAGGAAAAUGUAAAAAUUUGUUAUGGAGAAUUUUGAGAGCCGCAAAGAAUUUUUUUUGUAAAAUUGAGAGAACGAUUUGUGAAAUCAUCAGGUAUUCGAUGAUUACCAGGAAACAAAUGGAUUAUUUACAAAAAAUGAUAUAGCAAUGGCCUUUUGCCUGAAAUGUUUUUUUUCUCCAAUAAUUUAACGAACGAUUGUUUUGUAAAAUCACUCAUUCAAAUGAUAUCUCAGUAGCAGAGUGUCAGAACUUUUGAAGUUUAAUUUAGCUUUCACUUGAAUGGUCGAUGAUUAUCAUUAAAUACAGGAUAAAUAAUCUAAUUGUCGUUAUUACCUUUUUCGGAGAAGUGAUCAAUUGUGAAAGUUGACUUCAGCUGUCUUACCUCUUCGCUACUGAUUUGCAAUUGAAUGGAUCAUUAAAUUCACAUGAAUAAUUCCAUUAUGGCCAGCUCAAUACAUCGACGAAAGCCAAAGAUCUUCUUCGAUUAUUGAAACAGUUGUUUAUCAUUUAUAUCGAUAUUUUUUUUCUAUAAGCAUGAAAUUGUUGGCGGAUCCAUUAAACAAAAAAUGUGCGGAACCAAAUUUUCACCAAAAGUAUUUGAAUUUAGCCUCAAAAAUUGAAGAUGAUUUUUGUAAUUUUCUAGAUUUCUUUUGUAUUUAAAUUACUGUAAAAUUGUCCAUGAUCAUCAAUCAGGAUGAAGAUAAGGAUUAUCAAAAAUUGUCUAAGAAUUUUUCUAUGAAAAUAUGAAAAUUACUCUCUUCAUUUAUUUACGUUAAUUAAAAAACGUCUGGAAGCUCGUAGUAAUCUAAAGAUAAAGUAUUACUUUAACAAACUAAAACUAAUUUAUUCACUAAUCGAUCAUGAUUUUGUAGUGAAAUGAUAAAACGUAAUGAGUCAUGUUUUUUUAACACAGGAAUAUCUCGAAAACUGUUGAGUUCAAAAGAUAAAUGGCAAGGCCUAUUAAGUACCAAGAAAAAUAUCGAGAAAAUUCGAUAUUCUCUUUUAGAAUAAAACAGAAACGUGAUGAGGAUAGAUUCCUAACUACGUAAUUCUCUCAGAAAUGAUUAAGUUUAGAGAAAAUAUUGGACCAAUUUGUUGGAAACAAAAUUGCCGUCACAAAAGUCUUCUGAGAUUCCGAUUUUGGUCUAUUACAAUUUAUCAUUUCGAUAUUGAAUCAAUUUGUAAGAAAAAAAAAACCACGAAAAUCAACAAAAAAUGUAGUCUAUCGAAUGAUUAUUAAUCGUAGAAAAUUCUCUAAUUUUUUACUCUAGAUUUCAUAUUUAUUGUAUUUACCAGUGAUUAAUUCCUCUUUUGCUAAUUACCAUUAUUACUAUUAUUUUUAAUUACUGUAGAGAAUCAAAUUUACCUGUAAAGUCUUGUUAUUGAUUAAUAAUAUAAGAAGUUUUCAUUGAUUGAAAAAAACAAUGAAAAAUAAUUCAAUUACCCCCUCCUCUCUACCGAUUAAUAUUAUGACCAUGAAAACAUGAAAUCGACUAAAGAAAGUGUUUUUCUUAAUUCUUAAUCGAUAAAGAUAAAUACGGAAAGCACAUUGAAAACAACAGCGGUAAUUUGUCUUUUUUUUUCGUUUAUUCUUCAGAACAUCAUUUUCACAAUUUUACACUUGAAAUCAAAAUUAAAUUUUCUUCAUAUCAUUAAUUGUACGGACAAGUUACACAUGAAAUAUCAAUUCUCAACGUCACAUAGAUGAACAACAAAAACUAUUUACCUUAGGCGAGUUAUUUUUUUUUAAUUAAAAAAAAAUAUAGUUUUAUCUUUCAUUUUACUUAAUAUAUAAUAUUCAACUCGUACUUCAUUAAAGUUUACCUUGAAAAGAGAUACUUGGGAAUUUCUGAGGCGACUGAUCGAUUGGAAUAUUAUAUUUUAGUAGCGAAGCAAUGAAACAGGUCAAAUUGAUUUUGACUAUUGCCUCUUGAUCGAUGAAUAUCUCAAAAUGCAGAAGAGACGGAAAAUCUUUUGUUACGACUUUUUUGUAGACACAACUGGGAGGUAAAAAAGGUGAUAACGAAAAUUUUGGUAACUCCCUUAGAUUUGUCAAUAUUUCGGGUAAAUGCUGUUAGGUUUCAUGAAGUCUGUGAAAGCGACUUGAACGAUUUUAUCGCUUCGCUACCCAUUUUUCUUGUCGAUUUAAAAAAAAUCGAUUUCUCAAUUUUCCUUUCUCUUUUCAAUGAUUUCUCCCAACCACAGAUUUUCUGUAAGAACACCUAUUUACAUUCUUCGUGUUGAGUUUUAUUUUUUGCAUCAGUAA